Hyaena hyaena (striped hyena) is the source of this 1329-nucleotide messenger RNA. RefSeq names its product general transcription factor IIH subunit 2. Gene Ontology annotation, cellular component: transcription factor TFIIH core complex; transcription factor TFIIH holo complex. NCBI's taxonomy places the organism in Eukaryota, Metazoa, Chordata, Mammalia, Carnivora, Hyaenidae. Gene Ontology annotation, molecular function: zinc ion binding. The coding region runs from base 77 to 1255 and encodes 392 amino acids. Gene Ontology annotation, biological process: regulation of transcription by RNA polymerase II; nucleotide-excision repair; DNA-templated transcription. The record is from RefSeq and is a predicted model, not a curated record. The transcript has 16 exons.
AACCCACUGGGCGGAGCUUCCGGGCAGAGAGGGAUUCAAGAGACCGGAUAUUGAAUAAUACAUUUAAGAAAAGAAAAUGGAUGAGGAACCUGAAAGAACUAAGCGUUGGGAAGGAGGCUAUGAAAGGACAUGGGAGAUUCUUAAAGAAGAUGAAUCAGGAUCACUUAAAGCUACAAUAGAAGACAUUCUCUUCAAAGCAAAGAGAAAAAGAGCAUUUGAGCACCAUGGACAGGUUCGACUUGGAAUGAUGCGUCAUCUUUAUGUGGUAGUAGAUGGAUCAAGAACGAUGGAAGACCAAGAUUUAAAGCCAAACAGAUUGACUUGUACUUUAAAAUUGUUGGAAUACUUCGUAGAAGAAUAUUUUGAUCAAAAUCCUAUUAGUCAGAUUGGAAUAAUUGUAACAAAGAGUAAAAGAGCUGAAAAACUGACCGAACUCUCAGGAAACCCAAGGAAACACAUCACGGCUUUGAAGAAAGCUGUAGAUCUGACCUGCCACGGAGAACCGUCUCUCUAUAACUCAUUAAGCAUGGCGAUGCAGACUCUAAAACACAUGCCUGGACAUACAAGUAGAGAAGUGCUGAUCAUCUUUAGCAGCCUCACAACUUGUGAUCCAUCUAAUAUCUAUGAUCUAAUCAAGACCCUGAAGACAGCUAAAAUUAGAGUGUCUGUUAUAGGACUGUCUGCAGAGGUUCGGGUUUGCACCAUACUUGCUCGUGAAACUGGUGGCACAUACCAUGUUAUCUUAGAUGAAAGCCAUUACAAGGAAUUGCUGACACAUCAUGUCAGUCCCCCGCCCGCUAGCUCCGGUUCUGAAUGCUCACUUAUUCGCAUGGGAUUUCCUCAACAUACCAUUGCUUCUCUGUCUGAUCAAGAUGCAAAACCUUCUUUCAGCAUGGCUGAUAUUCAGACACGGACAACAGGCAGUGCAUGUAAACGAUCCCUGAAAGAAGGGAAACAAGCUAUUACAUAUGAGUCUCUGUUUUAUUUGUUAGGUCUUACUUUGGUGUCUGCUCCCCAUUUGGCACGAUCUUAUCACCAUUUAUUUCCUUUGGAUGCUUUUCAAGAGAUUCCUCUAGAAGAACAUAAUGGAGAAAGAUUUUGUUAUGGAUGCCAGGGGGAAUUGAAAGACCAGCAUGUCUAUGUUUGUGCUGUGUGCCGAAAUGUUUUCUGUGUGGACUGUGAUGUUUUUGUUCAUGACUCUCUCCACUGCUGUCCUGGCUGUAUUCAUAAGAUUCCAACUUCUUCAGGGAUUUGAUCCCAGCGUAUAGUGCACGUUGUAUGUGUUAAAAAGACAUCUGCAACUAUAAAUAAAAUGAUUUUUUAGAAGAA